Molecule: messenger RNA, 4886 nt
Organism: Nannospalax galili (Upper Galilee mountains blind mole rat)
Lineage: Eukaryota; Metazoa; Chordata; Mammalia; Rodentia; Spalacidae
Gene: Ripk1
Product: receptor interacting serine/threonine kinase 1
Exons: 11
Coding region: 219-2219 (666 amino acids)
Biological process (GO): protein phosphorylation; signal transduction
Molecular function (GO): protein binding; ATP binding; JUN kinase kinase kinase activity
Source: RefSeq, a predicted model, not a curated record
GUACGUGUGCAGGGGCGGGGCGGGCCGGGCACCGCCUCCGGCGGAGCUCACUGGAGGACUGCACAGCCACCAGAGAGACUCUGGCGCUGGUGCGAGUCCCGCUCACCGCUGUGGACGUCGAGCGGCUGCGCAAGCCGCAGAGGAAGGAGCGCAGGGCGUAGCACUGAAGUUAAAAAAAAAAAAAGUGGUGUGUUUGGAGAGUCUUCUGAGCAUUCAAGAUGCAACCAGACAUGUCCUUUGAUGACAUUAAAAUGACAUCCAAUGACCUCCUGGAGAAGGAAGAUCUAGACAGCGGAGGCUUCGGGAAGGUAUCCUUGUGUUUGCACAGAAGCCAUGGAUUUGUCAUCCUGAAAAAAGUGUACACAGGACCCAACCGUGCUGAGUACAAUGAAGCCCUGCUGGAGGAGGGGAAGAUGAUGCAUAGACUGAGUCACAGUCGGGUGGUGAAGCUGCUGGGCAUCAUCAUAGAAGAAGGGAACUACUCACUGGUAAUGGAAUACAUGGAGAAGGGCAACUUGAUGCAUGUGCUAAAGGCUGAGAUCAAUAUUCCACUGUCUGUAAAAGGAAGAAUAAUUAUGGAGACUGUUGAAGGGAUGUGCUACUUACAUGGCAAAGGUGUGAUACACAAGGACCUGAAGCCUGAAAAUAUCCUUGUUGACAGUAACUUUCACAUUAAGAUAGCCGAUCUUGGUGUGGCAUCCUUUAAGACAUGGAGCAAACUGACUAAAGAGGAACACAAUGAACAGAGGAAAAUGAACAGCACCUCUAAGAAGAAUGGCGGCACCCUCUACUACAUGGCACCAGAGCACCUGAGUGACAUCAAUGCCAAGCCCACUGAGAAAUCAGAUGUGUACAGCUUUGGCAUUGUGCUUUGGGCAAUAUUUGCAAAUAAGGAGCCCUAUGAGAAUGCCAUCUGUGCAGAGCAGCUCUUAAUCUGCAUAAACUCUGGAAACAGGCCAAAUGUGGAGGACAUCAUUGAACACUGUCCCCGGGAGAUCAUCAGCCUCAUGGAGCAGUGCUGGCAGGCAAGCCCGGAAGACCGGCCAACAUUUCCUGGCAUUGAAGAAGAAUUUAGGCCUUUUUACAUAAGUCAACUUGAAGAACUUGUAGAAGAUGAUGUAGCAGAUUUAAAGAAAGUGUAUCCGGAUCAAAAUGCAGUUUUGAAGAGAAUGUACUCUCUCCAGUAUGAUUGUGUGCCAUUACCCCCGAGCAGGUCAAACUCAGAACAGCCUGGUUCGCUGCACAGUUCCCAGGGGCUCCCGAUGGGUCCUGUGGAAGAGUCCUGGUUUUCUUCCUCCCCAGAGCACCCACAGGAAGAGAAUGAGUGCAGUGUGCAGGGCAAACUCCAAGAGGAGGCCAGUUAUCAUGCUUUUGGCAGAUUCACGGAGAAGCAGACAAAGCCACAGACCAGACUGCAUGUGGCUUACAACAGAGAAGAAGAAAGGAGACGGCGAGUCUCCCAUGACCCCUUUGUACAGCAGAGACCUUAUGAGAAUGUUCAGAAUGCAGGGGUGAAAGGUCUGGCAGAUCCUAGCACAACCAGUCAUGGUAACAUAGUACACCAACUGACAAGGCCAGCCAGCCAACCUCAAGUGUCAUAUUGGAACAAUGGAUUGUAUAACCAACAUGGGUUUGGAACAAGACCAUUAGAUCCAGGAACUUCAGGUGUAGGAGUUUGGUAUGGGCCAAAUCCAAGCCAGAUGUGUAAUAUGUAUAAAACUCCAGUGCCUGAGACAAACACACUGGGAAGCACACCCACCAUUCCGUUCAGCUCCUUGCCACCAUCAGAUGAGUCCAUAAAGUAUACUAUACUCAACAGUACUGGCGUUCAGAUUGGAAACUAUAAUUAUAUGGAGAUUGGUGGAAUGAGUUCUCAACUACUAGAUAGCACAUGCAAAGAAGAGCCAGCUUCCAAGUACCAAGCUAUCUUUGAUAAUACCACUAGUCUGACUGAUAAACACCUGAACCCCAUCAGGGAAAACCUGGGAAGGCAUUGGAAAAACUGUGCCCGUAAGCUGGGCUUCACCGAGUCACAGAUUGAUGAAAUUGACCAUGACUAUGAGCGAGAUGGGCUGAAAGAAAAGGUUUACCAGAUGCUCCAGAAGUGGCUGAUGAGGGAAGGCAAUAAGGGUGCCACAGUGGGAAAGCUGGCUCUGGCGCUCCACCAGUGCUACCGAAUAGACCUGCUGAACCUCUUGAAACACGCCAGCCAGAGCUAAGCCUGGGGGCUCAGGCAGUGUGAACCAAACUGAUAAAUGAGCCCCCAGUGUGCUGCCCUCCAGCCUUCAGAACUCUUGACAGACUGCUGCAUCCACACACACUGUAUCAUGCAUCCCAGAACUGGAGAAUGGGAAGAGAAAUCCACAGUCCACAAUGACUUUCAAGAACGUGCAGGCAGGAAGACCUUUGAAUGGCCCAGGACCAAUUGGAAAAAAAGAGAGAAGAAGCCUAUUGGAUUUUUGGAUUUUGAAAGGGGGAGAUGAGGUAUUGGAGGAGGAAGGUGGUCUUCCUUCAGCACAUGUCAUAACCUUCUACUAUACCAUUCACUCAGUCCUGUGGUUUCAUCUGAGUGAGGAAAAAAACAUUCAGAGAAUGUGUAAUCAACUAACGACUUUGUGCUCUCUGAGAACAGUACAAUUAAGUUCUGCUCAUAUGUCUUAUGUGACAGCCACGGUUCUUUCUGAAACUAUAGGCGCUCUUAAUUUUAGUAUCAAUUGCUAUAUUUGUCACUACAGGCUUUAAGAAUUUAUAUGCAAUUCCAGUCUUUCAUGUUAAAUUAUAAAUUAAUGAGGGAUUUUUAUGAAGUGCUAAGGAAGAGAGAAAAAGAGGGUAGAGGGAGUCCGUCAGUCUCCUGGCAGUUGUUGGAAGAACCGCUACUGAUUUUGACAAUUAUAGAAAUUCUACAGGAAGUUUUGGAAUUUUUUCCUACCAUUCUGGUGCUUCAUGCAGUUUUCCAGCCUGUGUACCUUACAAAAGGGAACCAGUGUGCAGGAAAUAUUCAUCAGGAAAUAUCUCUUCAUUCCUACAUGUGACUGUAGUCUCAGCAUCCUCACUGUUGAGCUGUUUCCUCAGUUUAUCCCACUGUACUAUAGAAAUCUGUUUAUUUUCUUCUGUGUGCCAUAAAGUAAAAAAGGACAGCUUCAGAGUCUGGUCAUUGUGCCUUUAGAAAGCCCACCUGUAACUUAGCAAGGAGGGAAAGAACUAGAGUAGAAGACACGCCAAGAUCAGUGGUGGCAGUUGCUAAUCAGAGGGUAUGCUGUGGUGCUCAUCUUUGCCACAAUGAGGGGAGCAAAGUGCAGUGAUGUUCAGUCUGGCUGUCAGAAAAGAUUCUGGUGUCUUGGUUGAUAACAGCAUUGUGAGUUCCGAAUCUGAAUCUCCUUCAGCCUUGCAGAUGCACAGCAUACCCUGGAGUGGGCUGAAAAGCAGCUUUGUCCCCAUUGGCAUCUUGAGCUUUGUCAUCCCCCACUGUGGGGCUAUCUCCUGCCUUAUAUGAUGUUUGGAAGCACUCCUGGCCUCCUCUACAGCAUGCCAAUAGUACAAGUUCCUGCCCCUGCCCCCGGGUCUCUAAUAUUGUCACAUGCUCUGGUUUGGUUUCUAUUGCUGUGAUAAACAUAAUAAGCAAAAACAACUUGGGGAGGAUCUUACAGUGUACAGGCCAUCAUCAAAGGAAGCCAAGGCAGGAGCUGAACCAGAGAUCAUGAAGAACACUGUUCACUGGCUUGUUAUCAAGCUCAUGGUCAGCUACCUUUCUUAUAUAGCCCAGGCCCACCUGUCCAUGGAUGAUAUCACCCAUAAUGGACUUGGCCCUCCCACCUCAAUUAGCAAUCAAGAAAAUUCCCCCACAGCCAUGCCUACAGGACAAGCUAAUAGAGGAAGUUCCUCAGUUGAGGUUCACUCUUCCUAGGUGUGUCUAGGCUUGGGUCUGGCUGACAGCUGAAGUGAAUAUGACACCAUAUGUUCCUUGGAAGGACCUACUGUUAUGUAAUAGUAUGCUAUAUAAUAGUUCUCCUGUCACAAAGACUAGGUUCACACCUUAACUGCAAGGUAGCAUAGGGCAUGUGCAUUAAAAGGGAAACAGGAGCAGGGAAGGGUCCCAGUUUUUCAAGAGGAAUCUGGAUAGUCUUUGAAUGUGUUCUACCUACCUCUGUUCUAAUGCUGUUUUAAGAAGACAAAAUUGGAAAGUAUUUUUAAUGGAAUUUUUUAAAAAUAAAUUUCUGGGAAAGCCAGAGCCAGUUCACCGGAAUUGCAAUGGUGAUCAGGGUCCUAAUCUAUUAUGCCUAUAACAGAGGAGCUGUCAGGCUGUGAAGGGGAGGAACCAUGUGGCCAUUGCUGCAAACAAGAUGCUUCAGGGUCCAGGGUCAGUAGUGAUCAUGGACUUCCAGAUCUUUUCAUGGGUGACUAGCUAUACAUCAUCCUGUCCAUUGCUACCUAUAUCCUGACAGCUGCCCAGCACCUCAAGCUAUGACUUGUAGGAGUUGAAGGACAGUCAACAGAUGAGGGCUUACACCCUCAUAAGCAUGGUGGCCAACCUCUUGGGAGAAAUAAUUUGGCCCUUGCUGCACAGAGCAUUAGUAGAUUGGACCUGAAGACCUUUAAGCCCUUCAUGUGCCCUCUGGACCUCAUUGGCUGCACCAUGGUGACUGAUGACUUUGUAGUUGGUUGCAUAUGUUCUGAACACAUGUAUGGGAUGUGGGAGUCUCUCUGGAAGCUCAACAUGGAUCCAGAGGAUCUGUUUAAAACCACUUUCCAAGGAGGUGCUGGAAAGAUGGCUCAUGGUUAAAACCACCUCCCAAGUCAUGCCAAAUGCUGAGAACUGGAUGCAGUAUCAGGAAUGGGUGUCAUCCACAUCAUUGAGAAGGACAAGAUUGCCACCAGGACACUGAAGG